UCCAGCCACUUGACCUCCCACUAGCUCACUGCACCUCUGACUGCCGGACCAUGCCUGGGACCCGGGUACCCUUCCUCCUGUCGAUGGCUGUGGCUGCUUCUCUCAGCUUCAACCUGGACACUGACAGGCCGACCACCUUCCACCGGGACAGCGCUGGUUUUGGACACACCGUGGCCCAGUAUGCCAACUCCUGGGUGAUAGUUGGAGACCCCCUGGAGAUACGGGGCACCAACCAGACUGGCAACCUCUACAAGUGUGAGCACACAACGGGCGUCUGCACACCCAUCCAGCUGACUGUCCCCCCAGAGGCUGUGAACAUGUCCCUUGGCUUGUCCCUGGUGGCUACCACCAGACCUUCCCGCCUGUUGGCCUGCGGUCCCACGGUGCACCAAGCCUGCCGGGAGAACUUGAACCUGAAAGGCUUCUGCUUUCUGUUCACUGCACCCUCCUUGACAGCCCAGCAGCUUCCCCAGACCCUGCAGGAGUGCCCAAAGCAGGAGCAGGACAUUGUGCUCCUGAUUGAUGGUUCUGGAAGCAUCGAACAGAAUGAUUUUGCCAAGAUGCUGAGCUUUGUGCAGAAUGUGAUGAGCCAGUUCCCCAGGCCCACAACCCAGUUUGCUCUGGUGCAGUUCUCCAGUGGGUACAGGACCCACUUCACAUUUAGCGAAUUCUCGAGGAGUUCAGACCCACUGGGCCUGCUGAGCUCAGUGCGACAGCUGACUGGGUAUACCUACACAGCCUCGGCCAUCCGAUUCGUCACAAAUGAAAUAUUCAGUCCCUUGAGAGGGGCCCGGACAGAUGCCUCCAAGAUUCUCAUUGUCAUCACCGAUGGGGAGAAAUUUAUGGAUCCCCUGGAUUAUCAGAAUGUCAUCCCCCAGGCUAAGAAUAAGGGCAUCAUUCGCUAUGCAGUUGGGGUGGGCUCAGCCUUUAUAAAGGAGACUUCCUGGAAAGAGCUGGUAGCCAUCGCCUCAGCACCUGCCAACGAACACAUCUUCCGAGUGGAGAACUUCGACGCUUUGAGAGACAUUCAGAACAAGCUCAAAGAGAAGAUCUUUGCCAUCGAGGGGACACAGACAGGGAACAGCAGUUCCUUUGAGUUUGAGAUGUCUCAGGAAGGCUUCAGUGCGGUGCUCACACCCGAUGGACCUGUGCUGGGUGCCGUGGGGAGCUUCAGCUGGUCUGGAGGUGCCUUCCUGUACCCCACAAAGAUGCCACCCACCUUCAUCAACAUGUCACAGGCCAAUGGGGACAUGAAGGACUCUUACCUGGGUUACUCCACUGAGCUGGCCUUUCGGAAGGGGGUGCAGAGCCUGGUCCUGGGGGCCCCCCGCCACAAGCACGUGGGGAAGGUGGUGCUGUUCACCCCGUCACUCGGGCAGUGGAGGCUGAAGGCUGAGGUCACAGGGACCCAGAUCGGCUCCUACUUUGGGGCGUCCCUCUGCUCGGUGGAUGUAGAUGGAGAUCGCAACUCUGACCUGGUGCUCAUCGGGGCCCCCCACUACUAUGAGCAGACUCGGGGGGGUCAGGUGUCCGUGUGCCCCUUGCCCAGGGGGAGGGCUGGCUGGCAUUGUGAGGUUGCUGUACUCCGAGGGGUGCAGGGCCACCCCUGGGCGCGCUUUGGGGCGGCUCUGACGGUGCUGGGGGAUGUGAAUGGGGACCAACUGUCGGAUGUGGCCGUGGGAGCCCCUGGAGAGCAGGAGAACCAGGGCGCCGUCUACCUGUUUCAUGGGACAUCGAGCCUGGGCAUCAGCCCCACCCACAGCCAGCGGGUGGCAGCCUCCCAGCUGUCCUCCAGGCUCCAGCACUUUGGACAGGCGCUGAGUGGGGGUCAGGACCUCACGGGGGAUGGGCUGCUGGACCUGGCUGUGGGGGCCCGGGAACACGCGCUGCUGUUCAGGACCAGGCCUGUGCUCAGCGUGGAGGUGAACAUCCGCUUCUUGCCGGCUGAGAUCCCCAGAUCUGUGUUUGAAUGUGGGGAGCAGGCAGCCUCUAAGCAGGAGUUGAGCCAAGCCACCAUCUGCCUAAAGAUUUUCCAAAGGCCCCAGACUCUCAACGGGGACCUCUUGAGCACUGUGACCUUUGACCUGACCCUUGACCCUGGUCGACUGAGUCCCAGGGCCAUCUUUAAGGAGACGAACACCUGGAACCUAACUCGGGUCCAAGUACUGGGGCUGAGAUACCACUGCGAGGAGGUGAAGUUGCUCCUCCCGGCCUGUGUGGAGGACGCGGUGACCCCCAUCACCUUGCGUCUCCACUUCUCCCUGGUGGGCAACGCCAACCCUUCCAUUGGGAACCUUCAGCCGAUGCUGGCUGUGGACGCUCAGAGAUACUUCACAGCCUCUCUCCCCUUUGAGAAGAACUGCGGAGCUGACCAUGUGUGUCAGGACAACCUCGGCAUCUCCCUUGGCUUCCCUGAUAUAGACACCCUGCUGGUGGGGAGCGACCUGGAGCUGGCCAUGCAGGUGGCAGUGUGGAACAAUGGCGAAGACUCCUACGGGACCUCGGUCACCUUCUCCUACCCAGCUGGGCUGUCUUACCGCCGUGUCACUGGGGGACAGAACCACCCGAGGUUCCGCAGCCUGCGCCUGACCUGUGACAGCACCCCUGGCGGGACCCGCGGCCUCCGCACCACGCGCUGCAGCGCUGGCCAUGUCAUACUGCGUGAGGGCUCCCGGAUCAUCUUCACUGUCACCUUUGACGUGUCCCCCAAGGCCACACUGGGAGACCAGUUGCUUCUGGUGGCCAGUGUCAGCAGUGAGAACAACACUCCCAAGACCAGCAACAGCACCUUCCAGCUGCAGCUGCCUGUCAAGUAUGCCGUCUACACCGUGAUCAGCAGUCACGAACAAUCCACCAAAUACCUCAACUUCACCGCUUCAGGGAAGGAGAAGAGCCAUGAGGCCCAGCUCAGAUUCCAGGUGAACAAUCUGGGCCACAGGGACUUGGACGUCAACAUCAGCUUCUGGGUGCCUGAGUCACUGGCCGGGGAGGAUGUGUGGACAGGGCUGCAGGUCUUCCACCCCCAGAAACCGUCGAUUCAGUGCACUUCUGAGAAAACCAAGCCCACUGAGGUCAACUUCCAGGCCCGAAUGAAGAAAAACCCAGUGCUGGACUGCACGCUGGCCCACUGCCAGCGCUUCCGCUGUGCCGUCCCCUCCUUCGGCCUCCAGGAGGAGCUGGACUUCACCCUGAAGGGCAACCUCAGCUUCAGCUGGACCCGCCAGACGCAGCAGAAGAAGGUGGUGGUGCUGAGUGCGGCUGAGAUCCUGUUCGACACCUCCGUGUACUCCCAGCUCCCGGGGCAGGAGGCCUUUCUGGGCACCCAGGUGGAGACGGUGCUGGAAGAGCUGGAGGUCCACGACCCGGCCCCCCUGGUGGUGGGCAGCUCCGUGGGGGGACUGCUGCUGCUGGGGCUCAUCACUGCAGCUCUGCGCAGGCUGGGCUUCUUCAAGCGCCAGUACAAGGAAAUGAUGGAGGAGGCCAAUGAACAAGCUGCUGCAGAAAGCACCAAGUCUGACCCCGAAGCUGACCAAUGAGAACCCCUCUUGUUCCCUGAACCCCUCUUGUUCCCUCUUGUCUGCUGAGAGGUUGGGGGUCUCUGCCUCUCACCCAAACCUGAGGGAAUAAGAACUUCUGUGGGAGGGAGGCAGGGUGCAGUGCCUGUCAGGGAGCAGUGACAUGUCAGCGCAAAGCACUUUGCUUGGGAAAGGACAUUUAUCUCCCUGGAAACCCCAAGAUAGGACCCCUGCUCUGCUCCCCAAAAACAUAGCUUGGAAUAUCUGCCUAGAAACACAUGGGCAGCAACUUCAGUUUCCUGCUCCCCUUCCUCCACUAACAACCAAUGAGCUUAAAAAGAAGAAGAAGAAGAAGAAGGAGAAGGAGAAGGAGAAGGAGAAGGAGAAGGAGAAGGAGAAGAAGGGGGACUGACUGGGUGGUGGUGGUUGAGCACACAAGUUAUAAUAUACAAGGACACUGGUUUGAUCCCCACCUGCAGGGGGAAAGCUUUGCAAGUGGUGAAACAGUGUUGCAGGUGUCUCUCUGUCUCUCUCCCUCUGUCUCUCUUCCCCAUCUCUCUCAAUUUCGGACUGUCUUCGAUCCAAUAAAUAAAUAAAUAAAGAUCAUAACAUUUUAAAAAGAAGAAAAAGAAUAUAUACCAGUGAAGUAGCUCACUUGGUAAUAAUGCUUUGCCUUUGCGUGACCCAGGUUCAAGCCCAGCCCCCACUGCAUUAAAGGAAGCUUUGGAGCUGUAGCCUCUUUUACUCUUUUUCUCUCUCUCUGCCUUUGCCUCUCUGACUCUAUAUUAAACCACACACAGACACACAGAGACACACACAAAUGAAAACCCACGUGUGUGUGUGUGUGUGUGUGUACUAUAUAUACACUUAUUUAAUGUAGUGUGUGUGUGAAUGAAUCCGUCUUCCCUGUUCAUCUUCAGUGGCUCCCCGUCACUUGCUGACCCCUGACCUUUCCAGCUCCAUGUCAGAGGCCCAGUGCCACAUCCAGAUGUCAAGCUGUGGAGCAUCCAGCAUCACGUGCUCUGUCCACUCUUGGCCCCAUCCUGGAAUUCUUGGCCUGCAGUCUGCCAGCUGAUCUGCAGGUGACGUAUGUGCACUCUGGAGUCCAUAAGGUCAUCCCUUAUGGCUGAAGGACAGAUGGACAGGGCCCCAAUGCCAUGAACAGGACCUCAGCCCUCUCCGGGCUUUGAGACUCCAGAUGGAGUGAAUGAAGAAAAGAGCACAAACUGAGAUGAAAACUUCACAGGCAAAUGAAUGAAGGAGAGACAACCACUGUAAGUGGUGGACUUUCACUUCCGCAUCCCAGAAUCCCCAGCGGAAUCCUCGGCGGACUCUGAUUAUAACCAACCUCCCCUCACUUUUUGAUAUUGCCAGAACCUUAGCGGACUCUGUAAACAAUCAGCACCCAGCCUAAAAAAAGAUAAAAGGCUGAGUACUUCUGCA
Erinaceus europaeus (western European hedgehog) is the source of this 4958-nucleotide messenger RNA. It is a transcript of the gene ITGAX, whose product is annotated as integrin subunit alpha X. The coding region runs from base 51 to 3536 and encodes 1161 amino acids. Gene Ontology annotation, cellular component: integrin complex; external side of plasma membrane. The record is from RefSeq and is a predicted model, not a curated record. The transcript is spliced from 30 exons. Gene Ontology annotation, molecular function: integrin binding. NCBI's taxonomy places the organism in Eukaryota, Metazoa, Chordata, Mammalia, Eulipotyphla, Erinaceidae. Gene Ontology annotation, biological process: integrin-mediated signaling pathway; cell adhesion mediated by integrin; cell-matrix adhesion.